Spinacia oleracea (spinach) is the source of this 3723-nucleotide messenger RNA. RefSeq lists its product as uncharacterized. Gene Ontology annotation, molecular function: RNA-DNA hybrid ribonuclease activity; nucleic acid binding. The record is from RefSeq and is a predicted model, not a curated record. Lineage: Eukaryota; Viridiplantae; Streptophyta; Magnoliopsida; Caryophyllales; Amaranthaceae. The transcript is spliced from 3 exons. The coding region runs from base 1 to 3723 and encodes 1240 amino acids.
AUGAAAGUUGUUUCGUGGAAUUGUAGAGGUGUAAAUAACCCUAAUUCGUUAGUUCGACCCUAUGCUACUUGGUUGGUUAAAACCUAUUUGCCUAUGUUUUUGUUUGUUUCGGAAACUAAGUCCACUGUUGCUAAUGUGUCAAGUUUGUUAGGGGGUUGUAACCCUACAUGUAUUUUUGGUAUAGAUAGCGUAGGCUCUAGUGGUGGUUUAGUAGUUUUUGGUUGGACAUCUUUUGAAGUUAGUUGUCUCUUUGUUUCAUCAAAUAUUGUACUUUGUAGGGUCAUAGAACCUAAUGGAAAUAUAUGGGAAGUAAUGUUUGUUUAUGGUGCUCCAAAGGUAGAAGAUAGGGAGGAAGUUUGGAAUCAAAUAUUGACUCUACUAAUGACAUCACCUACUUGUUUAUUAAUUGGAGAUUUCAAUCAAAUCGAGCUUUAUUCAGAUAAAUUAGGAGGUUCUUCAGUAAUUAAAGGUUGGGAUUUAUUUUUACAAUGGAGACUAGCUUCUAAUUUGUCCGAGGUACCUUUUUCAGGUCCACCUUUCACCUGGACAAACAAAAGAGAGUCUACUUCCCUAAUUAUGGAAAGAUUAGACCGAGGCUAUAUGACAGACUCGUGGUUUAUAAAAUUUCCAAAUACUAGGAUUAUAAAUCAACCAAUUUUAAUUUCUGACCAUGCAGCCAUUAUUUUACAAACUGAGGAACCAAUAAUUUUGAGGAAUCGCCCUUAUCAGUUGGAAAAUUGGUGUUUCUCUUUUCCCGAGGUGAAAAGUUCAAUUCAAGAGGUCUGGAAUCUUCAUAUAUGGGGUUCACCUAUGUUUACCUUAUCUCGUAAGAUGGAUACGAUUCGAAAAGUUUUGCGCAAAUGGUGUUUGGGAAAUAAAAAAUUAUGGGGCAUUAAUUGGCAUCAAUUUACUGGUAAGCUGGCGUUGGAGGGGCUAGAGGUGGAUAAUUUGCAGAAAGGAAAUAACUACAAUACUCUUAUUCAACAGUCAGAUGAACAAGCGAAGUUAUGCUAUCAAUAUUGGUCUCGAAGAAUGAAGGAAUUAUGGGUUAAAAGUGGUGAUUGCCCUUCAAAGUUGCUUUUUUCUAAGGUUAGAAAGAGGCAAAAAAGAAAUGAAGUUUUGCGUUUGAAGGAUAGACAAGGAACUUUUAGGGAAGGCCAGGAUAAUGUUCAACAAUUAGUAGUUGAUAAUCUUAAAAUGGUUUUCAAAUCAGAUGCUUCAGAAAUUGAUUAUGAAGAAGUUGAUUAUGUUCUUUGUGAAAUGGAUUUGCCUCAGCUUUCUCCUAAUGAUAUUUCAAGGUUUACAACUCCUUUUUCAAUAGCAGAGAUUACCAAAGCUAUGUUUGAUAUGAAUGGCUCUAAAUCUCCUGGGCCAGAUGGAAUGUCGGUGGAAUUUUUCAAGAAACAUUGGCAGAUAGUGGGAAACUCGGUUAUUAAAGGAAUUCAAAGUUUUUUCAGGACUGGUUUUUUAUUAAAAGAAUGGAAUCAUUCACUGCUAGUUAUGAUUCCAAAGAUAGCUUCUCCGGAAGAGGUUCUUAUUAAUGGUAGAACUUCGCAGCCAUUUAGACCUAAGUGUGGGCUAAGGCAAGGGGAUCCUUUGUCACCGUAUUUAUUCCUAUUUUGCAUGGAUAUUCUGGGACGAAUGCUAUCAUUAGGUCAAGAUAUUAAGUUAUUUCAAGGGAUUAAGCUUGCGAGAGAAGCACCAAAGAUUUCGCAUUUGUUCUUCGCUGAUGAGGCAAUGGUUUUUUUCAGAGCAACGGAAAACUCUUGCACAAAUAUAGGUGGUAUUAUUGAUCGCUACUGUCGAAUUUCAGGUCAACAACUAAAUCUUGCAAAGUCAUUUAUAAAGUUUAGCCCAAAUACACCUAUCCCUCAACAACAACUUUUCAAAUCAAUUUUACGAAUGCCACAAGUUACUCAGUUUGGACAACAUCUAGGUGUUCCUAUUGAUUGUAUGGGAUCCAAACGUUCACAUUUUAAUUACUUGAUCGACAAGGUGGCUGAUUUGAUAACCUCAUGGAAUGGGGUUUUGAUUUCCCAAGUGCAAAAGAUGGUUUUAAUUAACACCGUCAUCGUUGCUACGGUUUCUCAUGUGAUGAUGAGUUUAGACAUUCCUAUAACAAUACUGAACAAAAUAGAUUCAAUGAUUGCUACUUUCUUCUGGGCAAAACAAGGCUAUAAGGGAAUGCAUUGGAUUCGUAAGAGUAUUUUACAUCUUCCACGAGGAAUGGGAGGCCUGGGUAUUCGUAAUUUAUCAACACUUAAUAAAGCUUUUUUAAUGAAACAAGUUUGGAGAAUGCAUCAAAAUCCCCAGUUGUUAAUUUCAAAAGUCUAUGCUGCAAAGGGAAAGUUUGCUUUAUCCAUUGGCAAGGCUAAUGGAUGCGAAGGUCAUAUUUCAUGGGGUAUGCGAGGUCUACGACGAGCAGAAAAUCUGUUACUACAGGGUUGUGCUUGGAAGGUUGGGGAUGGCCGUCAUAUCAGAGUAGGAAAGGAUAAUUGGGUUCAUGGUAAGGUACCAGUUUUUGCAUCCCAUAUUCGUUUAACUGAUGCAAGGUUGUGGACGGUCAGUCAUUUUAUUCAGAGUUCGGAAAUAAGAUGGGAUGCAGCUUUAGUCAGACGUUCUUUUGACAAUUGUGAUGCAAAUGCUAUCUUGUCUGUUGAACUUCCCUCUGAGUCAAUUCCAGAUCGGUUAUAUUGGCCCAAAAAUACUGUUGGAAAUUUCACAGUCAAAACUGGUUAUGCUUUUUUACAAGAGCAAAACAUUGGCCAAGAUCCUAAUUUGGGUUUCAGACACAACAAUAGAUUGGUACCUUUCUUUAAAUUACUCUGGGCUCUUAAAAUUCUUCCAAAGUGGAAACUUUUUAUUUGGAAGAUUAUGGUUGACGGGAUCCCAGUGAAAGUUAAUCUGGAGCGGAGAGGAAUUAUGUUAGAUGUUAAUUGUGACUUGUGUAGUGACCAUUGUGAGGAUGCGCAACACACGUUUCGUCUUUGUAAAUUGGCACAAGAUCUUUUUAUUAGCGAGGAUGGCAAGCUUAGUGAUCGAGUGGUUACUUUCAUAGGGACCUUGUGGGCAUUAUGGGUUACGCGAAAUUCAAGAGUUUUCCGUUCUGAGACUGGAAACAUCCAAACAGUUCAGACUCAGUUUAUUUUAGCUUUGCAGCAGAAUGCAAUCUACAGGAAGAAAAAUGAUGAAAAUAUGGGUUACUUACAUCCACCUGAGCACAUGCCAACCUACCCACCAGAGUUUUAUUUCGCAAAUAUAGGUAGGGAGAUCGCUAAUAUGUCAGGGUCGGUUAUAUACAUUGAUGGAGCAUGGAACAAGGUCACCUCAAGAGCUGGAAUGGGAUGGGUUCUUGAACUACCACAAACAGUUGAUGUAGGAAUUGUUGGGGGUUGUGACUACGGUCUUGGGCAUUCAGCUUUACAUGCGGAAUCUAUGGCUUGUCUGCAGGCUUUACGAUGGGCGACAAAUUCUUCAGUGACUGAUAUAGCAAUACAUACUGACUCAGCGACAUUGGUCUCCUUCUUGCUGGGAAAGGAUAAGUCUAAUAUUCGUGUUCGUUGGACAGUUAACGCCAUUUUUAAUAUAGGUAAAAGUUUUAGGAGCUGCGCGAUUUAUAAGGUGGAUCGUGGUAAUAUUCAAUCUGCUCAUGAUCUGGCAAGCAGGGCGUCAAAGGAAGGACUGCAGUUCUCAACACCUUUUGCUGUUAGGCCUAACGGAUAA